AAGUGAGUCCUGGGUAGCCUCGUGUCUCUUAGCAACGCCCAGGAUCACCUGAUGGAACCAGCUGACUCCGGUGCGGGGAGGCUCAGUGGGCGGCCGUGACUGGAGCGGUGGUGGCUUCCAGGAUCGCCCGGCGGACGACCGAAGCCCGACAGUCCUCGUCAGCAUGUCGGGCAAAGACCGAAUUGAGAUCUUUCCGUCGCGGAUGGCACAGACCAUCAUGAAGGCACGAUUAAAAGGAGCACAGACGGGCCGAAACCUGCUGAAGAAGAAGUCUGACGCGCUGACUCUGCGAUUUCGACAAAUCCUGAAGAAGAUAAUAGAGACUAAAAUGUUGAUGGGUGAAGUGAUGAGAGAAGCUGCCUUUUCAUUAGCUGAGGCCAAAUUCACAGCAGGAGACUUCAGCACCACAGUUAUCCAAAAUGUAAAUAAAGCCCAGGUGAAGAUUCGGGCAAAGAAAGAUAAUGUAGCAGGUGUUACUCUGCCGGUAUUUGAGCAUUACCACGAAGGCACUGACAGUUAUGAACUCACUGGUUUAGCCAGAGGUGGGGAACAGUUGGCCAAAUUAAAGAGGAAUUAUGCCAAAGCAGUGGAAUUACUGGUGGAACUAGCUUCUCUGCAGACUUCCUUUGUCACUCUGGAUGAAGCGAUUAAGAUAACCAACAGGCGUGUCAAUGCCAUUGAGCAUGUCAUCAUUCCUCGGAUUGAACGUACCCUUGCUUAUAUCAUCACAGAGCUGGACGAGAGAGAACGAGAAGAGUUCUAUAGGUUAAAGAAAAUACAGGAGAAGAAAAAAAUCCUCAAGGAAAAAUCCGAGAAAGACUUGGAACAACGGCGAGCAGCCGGAGAGGUGAUGGAGCCUGCCAAUCUGCUGGCUGAGGAGAAGGACGAGGAUCUUCUGUUUGAAUAACCUUUUCUGCCUUGGUUCUUUGAGGAACCUAACAGUGACUGUGUGAAUUUGUGGUGCAUAGGCUGUUUUCUUUCUGGCCCAAGAAUUCCACUGAUUGUAAAAUCUUCCCAGAUGUUCAUUUAUGUGAUUGCUCUUGCAAACUCUUCAGUGCAUCUGUUUAUCACAAGUGGCUGAAAUUUGUAACUGUUAGUAACUUAAGAGUUUACUCUGCUGCAGAGUCACUUGUUCCAUUUAUCUGUUACACGUGAUUUGCUUGCCAGGCAUUGUAGGAAGCGCCCUUAAGAAACAUUAGUGUUCUCAGGCCAGCUACUGUACAGCUUCCUCCAUUCCUGCUCGCUGGUGAACCUUGGCACUGUUGCUGUGUCGCCUUGGCGCUUCUCUCCUCAAGCUUUUGUGACAACCUUCACUCACUUUUCCUUGCAUGACAGGUGUUUAUCUUGUCUAUCAGCGGAGUGGUUCUGCCAAUUUAAAUGUGACAAUGGUAUGGAAUAAAGUGAUUUAAAAACAAA
Messenger RNA from Ochotona curzoniae (black-lipped pika), 1416 nucleotides. It is a transcript of the gene ATP6V1D, whose product is annotated as ATPase H+ transporting V1 subunit D. The record is from RefSeq and is a predicted model, not a curated record. The coding region runs from base 164 to 907 and encodes 247 amino acids. Gene Ontology annotation, cellular component: proton-transporting V-type ATPase complex. Lineage: Eukaryota; Metazoa; Chordata; Mammalia; Lagomorpha; Ochotonidae. Gene Ontology annotation, molecular function: proton-transporting ATPase activity, rotational mechanism. The transcript is spliced from 9 exons.